This is a messenger RNA of Cotesia congregata, 933 nucleotides long. Lineage: Eukaryota; Metazoa; Arthropoda; Insecta; Hymenoptera; Braconidae. The record is from the annotation of a GenBank genome assembly.
AUGGCUGCCUAUGAAACUCUUAUUAUUAAUUGUUACGUCAAAGCUUACGAUGACGAUGAAUGGUUUUCUUACACAAUAGAUCUAUCCGGAAGAUACAAAGAAUUAUUUGGAAAAAUAAAAGUAUCAGCUAGUGCAGACUCUAAGUUUAACUCCGCGGACAUUAAAAUUAAAAAAGGAAUCUCCAGACCAACAAUUGCAAUCAUUGAAUUAAAAGCUGACAAUAAAGAAUGGAUAAUACGAGAUACAAAUAACUGGACAAAUGAAAUUGAAUUUAAUUUUUUAGAUGUUACUAUAGAGGAGGCAAUUCAUAAAACCAGCCCAUUUCGACUGGAUGUAGUUUUGAAAAUAACCUGGUGUGGCUUUGUUGAUGAUAUUAAUUCGCCAAAUUUAUACGAUAAUCUGAAACAUUAUCUGUACAGCCCGGUAUUCAGUGAUCUUAAAAUACGUGUACAAAACAACAAAGAGUACCCAGUACAUAAAAUUGUCUUAGCUACUCAGAGUCCAGUAUUGGAAAAUAUUUUACGAACGACCAUGGAAGAAACAAACGCCAAUUGUAUUUUUUUUUCUGAUGUUGAAGAAGAAGUUGGGGAUGAUCUUGUUAUGUUUUUCUACCAGGGUAAACUGAAAAAAGCUCACAACGAUCAUAAAACUGCAUUGAAAUUGCUUGAAAUUGGAACUGCUUAUAAGAUUUCGAAAUUAUCCAUGAUAUGUAGCUACAUUUUAAGUAAUAAGUUGACCGUUGAAAAUGUAUUAAAUACAUUGGAACUUUCUGUUGUUUACGAAUCAGUAGUUUUACAACUGCGUGCGAUAGUAUUUGCAGUCAACAAUUACGAUGAAGUCAGUAAACUUAAUUCUUUUCAAUCUUUUAGUCAACAACAUCCUGAAUUGAUUGCCAAAAUCAAUAAAAAGUUUCAAAAAUGUCGUAAACAAUAA